AGAUGGGCGGAGCCACGGAGGAACGUCAACAACAUGCCGGGAACUGAGAGCCGCGCAGACGGACAGCCACAGGAAGCAAUCCAUGACAUAGAUGAACCAAACAUAGUGUCUUUAAUAUCACAUUUCGCUGAUGACAAUCUGACUAUUGUGCGGAACCUCAGCACUGGCCUGGCCCUUGCUGGUGUUUUAGUUAUAGCAAGGAGUAUCAAACUGACCAGCAAGUUUGGAGCGGUGGCUGAGAUCCCGGUUCACUUCAUCAGGGGUAACGUCAGCCUGCGAGGGCGAGUCCGCACUGUUUCAGACCACGGCCUGGAAAUAGAGCACAUCCCCGUCGUGCUUCCCAUCCUAUCGCGCCUGCUUUCCAAACGUGUGUGUUCUUCUUCUCUGGCGGUGCGUCUGGCGGGGGUGGAGCCCACAGCUGAAGGGCAGCUCUGGCUGCGGAGACACCUGGCCCCCGCCCAGGUCGUCUGGUUCAAACUGAUCAGCAGAGAGGACCACGUACUCCACUGUCUGGUGUCCCAUAGCAAGCAGGGGGCGUUCUGGAGCCUCUGUGUGAACGAGGAGUUGCUCCGGCUGGGCCUGGCCCGCACCGUCCCGCUGUUUGGAGUGGCCCCGGGCUCCCGUCUCUAUUGGCGUCUCUACAGGAGGCUGCUGAGGGCCGAGUUCAAGGCAGAGAAGAAGGGCCGGGGACUGUGGAAGGAGGCGGGUUUCUGGGAGAGAGCCUCCGACUCUGUCAGGUACAACAGGCUGAUCAGCGCUGUGAAGAGACUCUUCGGGAGAACGUGAUUGGUUAAGGGAGCGAGUGACACGUCGCGAGGAGAGAUCUUUUUUUUUUUUUUCAAUUCCGUUUUUCUUCAAAGGGUCUCCUCAAGAAUGGGGAAAUCAAUCAUUGAAGAAAUCAACAUAUUCAUGUAUUUUUUUAACCGUUUUUUCGAUUCUUGAGUGGCAUUCUGUAUUAACAGAAUACAUUCCGUGUUUCACAGAAUGUAUUCUGUAAAUAUCUAAAGAUUACCUGUUGUGUCUCAUCUUUCAUUCAUGACAAUUCCACCAUCCUACCAAAUCUGUCCAGAAGGCUUAGAUUGUGGCAGUAGCUCUCAUGGCUCAGUACAAAUGUUGUGGUUGAGAACCCAGCUCUCUUCCACUUCCUCUGUUAAACCUCAUCGCUAAGACUCUGUGCUCAGUGACCUGCAUCUCCUCUGUGUGUAGGUGUACUAAUGUGUGAGUGUGAGUGUGUGUGUGUGUGUGUGUGAGAUUGUGUGACGUAACCCCCCUCCCCGACUCAACCACUAUCAACAAUGGAGAGGAGUUGUAUUUAAAUGGUGUUGAAGUGAAGGGGGUUCACCAGACCCUCUUUGAGACCGCCGUUGCUAUAGGAACAAGUCUGAAAGACAAAGCGUGUCAAAGGCUGGGCCCCAUAAUGGCCGCCCUCAAACCCCAUGGGAGUCUUAUUUAUCUAUAUGUAUAUACAUAUAUAUAUAUAUAUAUAUAUAUAUAUAUAUAUAUAUAGGUGGGUGUGUGUGUGUGUGUGUGUGUGUGUGUGUUAGAGGGGGUCCUUUUCCCAGUAUGGACUCAUAAAGAGCUCCAUUUGAUCUAAUUGGACAAAAAUAUCAAAGCACUUAGUCCCUAAAUCACUGGGGACAAUAGAGAGCAUCUGGGCGGUGACCCUAAUAAACCAAAGAGCAACUGUUUCGUACCAAACCCCCGUGUUAUCGUGGGCUAUUAUUCUGUUAUGCUUCUGUCAUUGUGAACAAUGAAGAAAAGAAAUCCCUAAAUAAAACACAACGAAAACAAAGAUGUCAACUGGUCCCAAAAUAAACACCCUGGCAACCGACGGCGGUUAA
Gadus macrocephalus (Pacific cod) is the source of this 1841-nucleotide messenger RNA. It is a transcript of the gene miso1, whose product is annotated as c18h3orf33 homolog (H. sapiens). The transcript is spliced from 5 exons. Lineage: Eukaryota; Metazoa; Chordata; Actinopteri; Gadiformes; Gadidae. The record is from RefSeq and is a predicted model, not a curated record. The coding region runs from base 34 to 786 and encodes 250 amino acids.